GACGGAGCGCAGCCCCGGGAGGAGCAGGACGGAGCCCAGGAGCCGCCGCCGCCGCCCGCCAUGGUGCUCGUCAAGGAAUAUCGUGUUCUUUUGCCCGUGUCUGUGGAGGAGUACCAAGUGGGGCAGCUGUACUCCGUGGCAGAAGCCAGCAAGAACGAAACGGGCGGUGGCGAAGGGGUGGAAGUCCUGGUGAACGAGCCCUAUGAGCGCGACGGGGAACGUGGGCAGUACACACACAAGAUCUACCACUUGCAGAGCAAAGUCCCUCCCUUUGUGAAGAUGCUGGCCCCAGAGGGAGCCUUGAAUAUCCACGAGAAAGCCUGGAAUGCCUAUCCUUACUGCCGGACUGUUAUUACGAAUGAGUACAUGAAAGACGACUUCUUGAUCAAAAUUGAGACCUGGCACAAACCGGACCUUGGCAUGCAGGAGAACGUUCACAAACUGGACCCGAAUGAAUGGAAGAACGUAGAAGCCGUCUAUAUCGACAUUGCAGACCGGAGCCAAGUGCUUUCAAGGGAUUACAAGCCGGAAGAAGACCCAUCAAAGUUCAAAUCCACCAAAACGGGGCGUGGCCCUUUGGGGCCCAACUGGAGGAAGGAGCUGGGCAAGCAAACCGACUGUCCAUACAUGUGUGCUUACAAGCUAGUAACGGUCAAGUUCAAGUGGUGGGGGCUGCAGAACAAAGUCGAAAACUUUAUACAGAAGCAAGAGAGGCGGCUUUUCACAAAUUUCCACCGGCAGCUGUUCUGCUGGCUUGAUAAAUGGGUUGACCUGACCAUGGAGGACAUUCGCAGGAUGGAGGACGAGACGAAGAGGCAGCUGGAUGAGAUGAGACAGAAGGACCCCUUGAAAGGAACGUCGGCUGCAGAUGACUAGCGUGGAUUCCUCUCUUUGCACGUUUGCAAAACAGCCAGCAGGAAGGCCCAGGAACUCCACCCUCUUGACCAACGGACCAUCUCUGGAUCAAGCCCUCCUCUAUCCAGUCAGCAGGCGACUUCCAACCUCCCCUAGCUAACUCUAGUGGCCCUUACUAUCGUGAGCAAAUAGACAGUCCUCUGGUCCUGAGCGCUCUGGCCUUGGCACCUGGGCUGGAGGCGCUUCCUGGGGGAUGGCUGCACCUGUGACACAGCCGCCUUCCCCAGAAGAGUGUUCAGCCCGAUUCCCACGUGGCUCUUUGAUUUCCAAGUGACCGUUUUAGCUGAAAUAGUCUUGUGAUGUGGUGAUUUAGAUUUCAUAUGUAUGUAUAUAUCUAUAUUUUUCCUUUGGAACACUGGGAUAAACUGCUGCCUUUGUUUCUUCACCUUUCUUUGUCCAUUUGUGGAGAUGGGAACUCAGUAUUAGAGGGUGUCAGGCCAACCAUUUGGCUCCCUGAAUACCACGGGGGUGGGCAGGGCUCCUGGCCACAAGCAGCAGCGAAGAUUGCUACUAGCAGUGCCCACCUGCAUCAGCCUCUGCUCCUUGCCCAGGUUCUGCCUGCUGAGCCCCUUCCAGUGUGGUCCUCAAGGUCCACAUUGCCGCUUGUGGGGUGGUGGGAGCAGGUGACUUAGUUGGCCUGCUAAGAAAACAGUCCUGGGUAUCCUCCACCUUCCCCUUUACUACAGUAAACAAGCUGAAUGGUCUCUUAACCCGACCACCAAACAAAUUGCACAAGCAGAAUCCCGUUCUUUGGUUGUUUCCUGCUCAGGCGCUGCUUGUGUUGGGCGUUUGUGAUGCUCCUGAGCAAUAAGGCCCGCAGCACGGAGCAGUGGCACUGCAGAGGGGGUGAUCUGUCUCUCUUGGUUGCCAGGAGCUGCAGGGGUCAUGGCCAAAGGCUGGCUGAGCUCUUUGCUGCUGAGGAGGGGCUUCUAAAGCCCACUUGCCUGUGGGCUGGCAGCUGCUUAAGACAAUCACAGGAGAAAGAGCGGGUUGAACAAACACUGCCGGCUUCACUCAGGAGCUGGCGGAAGCAGAGCUGAGGCCAUGCCUUGGUGUGGCAGCCUCUGUAGCCGGGUCUCCUCCCUUUCUCUGCGCCUGAAGCAGUGGCCCUUGCCAGACAGAGAGGGUGGGAGACAAGCAGGGUGACGACAGGCAGCUUUGCCUGGAGAGGAGGCAGUUUAUCCCUCUUGUCCUCUUGUUUUGUCCAUUUUUUGCCUUAUCGAUGUCCAAGUGCAAUAAGCAAGCUUGAUCCGUUCUGGUCGCGCUCUCUUGACAGAUGACUUGAGGGGCUUUAGGGGAAAGGGGCUUUUAGCAAGCUCCCCAGACGGAGCGGGAGACAUGGCUCAGCACUGGGCCUGCCUUGCCUGCCUGAGAAAGCCCAGGGGUUGGGGCAAAGUCUGUUGGGACCAGGAAUGUGUCGGGUGCUCCCUCCUCCCUCCCCUCCAGGGCAAGGAGGCCCCCUGGUUAAUCUUCCUGUACUGUAAAAUACUGAGAAUUGGGAAUUAAAACACUGAACAUUUUUUUCCUUUUGGUAAUGAAGUGUAAGAGGAUUCUUAUGCUUGAAUGUGUUAACUGUUUCUGUGGCUGUUCUUAUCACUCCUGCUGCUUAAAGAUUUGUUUUUUAGCUGAGAGGCUUUGUAGCUGGUGACACCACAUCUCUAUGGAAACAGAUGGUGACAUUUCGAAGGGCGGGGGAGAAAAUCAAGGGAAGAUUGUGGUACGAAGGUGAAAGCUCUCAUUAAAACACAAAGCUUUCCUGCUUAGCAGUAAGAGCGAGAAAAAUGCAGCGAACUUCCACUCUGUGUGUCCUUUGUUCUGCUCUUUGCGUGUUGCGUUUCUUUAGAGUUCGCCUCCUGCUGAACUGUAGCUGAGGCACAUCUUCUGAGCCUUCUCUCUGCCUCCCCGCCCCCCCCCCCCCCCCCGUGACGACUGACCUCUUUGUUCCUUCUUGGGAGGAGGGGGGAGCCCAGCAAUGGGAGCAGAGAGGGUGCUGCGGAGGCACUGCGUACGUAACAUGUUGCGUUUGGCUUCACCACCCAGACCCCACCCCACCCUGUUGGCUUGGAGGAGGAGGGUGGGUAUGGUUGCUGAGCUGAGCUGCUUUCUCCCAACACCUGCCUGGGCUUCCAUCCUUGGAGCCCAGUGGGGGGAGAGAAGCCCCCCACCCCACCAGCAUGCUCCUGCCUUUCUGGGCUCAUCCUCUGCUGGCCUCUGCAGGGACUCCCUGAUCUGUUUUGGUUGGUUCCUAGUGCAACUCCUUUUUAUGGCAAACACUUUGUAGACUUGAUUAGAUGAUCUUAUUGUUUCUUUAAUGUGAGUUUGUGCCUUUUUUUGUCUCCCAAUCUUCCAAUACAGGCAUAUUGGAAACAAAUCUAAUAAAAUCAUAGACAGAG
Molecule: messenger RNA, 3308 nt
Organism: Podarcis raffonei (Aeolian wall lizard)
Lineage: Eukaryota; Metazoa; Chordata; Lepidosauria; Squamata; Lacertidae
Gene: PITPNA
Product: phosphatidylinositol transfer protein alpha
Exons: 12
Coding region: 61-876 (271 amino acids)
Biological process (GO): phospholipid transport
Cellular component (GO): cytoplasm
Molecular function (GO): phosphatidylcholine binding; phosphatidylinositol transfer activity; phosphatidylcholine intramembrane carrier activity
Source: RefSeq, a predicted model, not a curated record